CCCAGAACUGGCAGACACGCGCCUAGGGCAUGACUGAAUUUGGACAGCGGGAAUUUUGUAUAAUUCAUGCCUGGCCCCAGCAAAAGCUUUUUGCUUUCUGGGUUGAAAAGGGAGGCCACAUCACAUUGCAGAGGUGAGGGGCGAAACUUGCGGAUGAGAGACCACCGCAACUGCAUAGCCCGCAUCUUCCCACCCAGGCACUCCCCCACCACCAGCACCAGCACACACCAUGGCGACGCCGUUCCAAGUUGAGGCUUGGACCGAGUAUGCCAUCGGGCUGCUCGUGCUACUGAUACGUAUCGUCUAUCGGACGAGACUUGUUGGGACCAACUGGGAAGGAGAUGAUUAUUUCGCGGCCAUCGCGGUGUUGUUCUGGACGGGCGAGUUAUUGAUGCUUGAGAUGAUCGGUCGAUAUGGUAGCAUCACCGGAAUGAGCGACGCGAUUGCUCUGACGCUUUCGGACCAACAGAAACAGUCAAUUGUCAUUGGGAGCAAAUGCCUUCUAGCUGGAUGGGUUCUCUACGUUACCCUCAUCUGGUGCUUGAAAGCAUGCAUGCUGUUCCUCUACAUGAGACUCACACUCAACUUACAACAGCAAAAGAUGGUGAAGAUAACUGCUGGAGCGUGUGUCUUGUGUUACGUUGCCACAGUCCUUGUCAUUAUGACAAAGUGCAUGCCAGUACACAGGAACUGGCAGAUUUAUCCAUAUCCCGGUGACGCAUGUGCGCUGAACAUUCCCAAUUACAUUGCACUGGCAAUUACGAAUGUCGCAACCGACAUGAUGAUUCUGUACAUCCCAAUACCGUUGCUAUGGUCAGUUCAGAUGCCAAUGGCAAAGAAAAUUAUCUGCUCUCUGUGGCUUUGCACUGGUAUCUUCAUCAUCAUUGCUACCCUUCUCAGGUGCAUUCUCUGCCUGCAGGAUGCAAAGUCGAUCAAUCUGGGCACCAUUUGGUCCAUCAGAGAAACAUUCGUCGCAAUCCUAGCCGUCAACGCCCCGGUCCUGGGUCCCUGGAUCGCCAAAAACGCCUCGGCCGUGCGUUCCCGCACGUCAAAGAACCGCUCCAAGACGGGCGGCCAAGAGUCGGCUAAUCACAUCGUCACGAUUGGCGCAAAGAGCAGCAGUCAUCGCCUCGAUAAACUGACCAAAGACGGCCGCUCUGCGAAUAUGGGAUGGACUGAAAUCGAUAACGAUAGCGAGGAGCGCAUCAUGAAGAGCCUACACGACGUGUCUGUUUCGGCAAAGCGUUCGGAUGAGGAGGUACGAGGUAAUACCGGAAAUAUCCAUGUCAAGACUACGUUUGAGAUCUCGAGGAUGGCGUAGAGUUUGGUUCGGCGAGAAAAAGUCCAUGAGAUCCAUGUUAGAUAAUGUAC
Molecule: messenger RNA, 1371 nt
Organism: Colletotrichum godetiae
Lineage: Eukaryota; Fungi; Ascomycota; Sordariomycetes; Glomerellales; Glomerellaceae
Exons: 8
Coding region: 230-1321 (363 amino acids)
Source: RefSeq, a predicted model, not a curated record